CUACAAUAGACCCUAAAUCUCCGGGCUGGUUAUGUAAUCAGCCGCGGUAAGAGUCAGAUCUCCCCCACAACUUAAAAGUAGCACAGUUUCCACCACUUCCUCCACAGACCACCAUGUCGCUCAAUUACCUCUCUACCGCCAGAAAGAUCCUUUGUAUUGGCCGCAAUUACGCUGCCCACAUCAAGGAGCUCAACAACGCUAAACCCCAACAGCCUUUCUUCUUCUUGAAGCCUUCUUCGUCGAUCUUGAAGCCUCAACAGGGUCCUAUUUUGACUCCCAAAGGCGUGGUUGUGCACUAUGAGGUUGAGCUUGCAUUCACGUUGAACCGUGAGUUGAAGAACCUUCCAUCCACCUUCACCCACGAACAAGCAUUGGAGGCGAUCGAGGGCUACGCUUUGACGAUCGACUUGACUGCCAGAAACGUGCAAGACGAGGCCAAGAAGAAGGGCUUGCCUUGGUCAAUUGGUAAGGGUUUUGAUACUUUUUUGCCUGUAUCCAAUUUCAUUCCAAAGGACAAGAUCAAGGAUCCUUACAACGUUGAGUUAAAGUUGAAGGUCAACGGUGAAGUCAAGCAACAGGACAAGACCGAUUUGAUGAUUUUCCCUAUCCACAAGAUCUUGAGCCACAUGUCUUCCAUUAUGACCUUGGAGAAAGGCGACUUGAUUUUGACUGGAACUCCAAAGGGUGUUGGACAAAUCCAACCAGGCGACCGCGUUGAAGCAUUCUUGAGCGUCGAUGGUCAAGAGAUCGAAAGAAUCGAGGCCGACGUUGCCGAAAAGGAUGGACCUUAUGAAUACAAGGAGAUAUAAUCACUCGUCAAUCCCAUACAAGAUAUUAAGUAUUUGUAAUAUUAAGAUACUGAAAACUAGAUCAAGAUAUGCUUUAAUAUUCUUUAAAUAAAUUCAAACUAAAUCAAGAUAUGUCU
This is a messenger RNA of Suhomyces tanzawaensis NRRL Y-17324, 925 nucleotides long. RefSeq lists its product as uncharacterized. The record is from RefSeq and is a predicted model, not a curated record. Gene Ontology annotation, molecular function: acetylpyruvate hydrolase activity. Gene Ontology annotation, cellular component: mitochondrion. NCBI's taxonomy places the organism in Eukaryota, Fungi, Ascomycota, Pichiomycetes, Serinales, Debaryomycetaceae. The coding region runs from base 114 to 809 and encodes 231 amino acids. The transcript has a single exon.